Messenger RNA from Mercenaria mercenaria, 4127 nucleotides. RefSeq lists its product as uncharacterized. Lineage: Eukaryota; Metazoa; Mollusca; Bivalvia; Venerida; Veneridae. The transcript is spliced from 22 exons. The coding region runs from base 204 to 3317 and encodes 1037 amino acids. The record is from RefSeq and is a predicted model, not a curated record.
GACAACUGAAGGAGUGUAAACAGCCCAAAGUCCAUCAUAUCAAAUAUUUAUAUUUGUAAUAAAAAUGAUAUUUUAUUUAAUACUCUAAUUUGAAUUUUCUAUAGUCAUAAUAAUAAAGUUUUUUCCCAUAUCUUUUAAAUAUACAACAGGAAUUUGUUAUAAACAUAUUUUAUACAUGUUGACUUCCAGCUAAAAAGGAAAAAAUGCAGGCAGCUAUGUACGGUCUAUACUUGCAGGCGUUGUCCAUUUGUACAGUGGUAUUAUUUCUGAGCGUUGUUGUGUCUGUGCACGGACAGACUCCGCCUCCAUUCGGGUACCCAUCAAUCUGCGCACCACCGAACCAAACCAUUCUCGAUCCUACCUUACCGGCAGGCACAAAGAUGCCACAGUUGCCCUAUAUACCAGACACGUUCCAACUGCGUGUAGAGGCCAACAUCAUUGACAAGCAAACGACAUGGUCCGCGGAGGAAUACUCUGACGAUACCAAUAAUCGCGCGGCAUUGAGAAUUCUGAGAAAUAACUCUAUGAACUACAUGAUAUUCGACUACACUAACAAUCAGAUCAUAUACGAUGUCAACGGCAACUGUUCUGUCACUACUCUGAAUAGAGAUCCGUAUGGUAAUGAGAUUAUCUUCGGCAUGAAAAGUUCUGGAGGAGGCGGUGGGAUACCCCAUAUAUAUACCACUAGUUCAGCGCUUCAUUUUGCUAAGUCAAAUGGUUUGAUGUAUAAAGGACCAAAAAUUGUUCGAGGAAUCAAUUGUGACUGGUGGCAGUCAUGUAUGUACUGGCCUAACUUAGCGGCUAAUUUUACCCUGGACUACUACUUUUCUGCAUAUAACUGGACGGCGCCUGAUUUAUCCAAUCAAGUUCCCGUCUUAGCAGAAAUACAGGGCGUUACCUUAGGUGCUACACCUUUCCACCAUACUUACGAGUAUUUUGACUACAGAAACCAUAUAUGGGGCAGUGAUUCCGUUUUCGAUACUCCACAAGGUAAAGUGUGUCCAGGCAGGAAGCAGACGAGAAAAGUGCCUGUUCUAUCCACCGGACAAUAUUCCUUCAGAGAAGAAAUUGUGGACACAAUGAAUCUUGGUGUAUCGCAGGCGGAUAUUUAUUACGAUUAUACCAAUAAUGUUGUAAGAAUCGACUACAGACCGCUUUCCUCAAGGUACCCGUACUAUGCGACCAACCCUGUUAGCGAAAUCCACGACUACUCCACAGGAGUCGCCUAUGGUAUCGACAAUGUUAGGGGUAACUGCACUAUAUUCCCUCUAACAAAUACUUCGAUUUAUACCACCGUUGAAAGUUCGAAUCGGGCGCAAUUCUCCCUCCGUAUGAAAUCACCGAAUGAAUUAUUUUACCUUGACAACACAACAUAUACUUAUGAAGGAACGCGGACUGUGAGGGGCAUAUUAUGUGACGUGUUUAUUUCAAACAGAACAGAUUUCAAAUUGCCAGGUUAUCCAGAGUUUUCUUCAACAUUUGAAAUCUAUUUCCUGAAUAAAGUAUGGGUCGACUACAGUUCUGGCAGUACAGAUGUACCUAUUCAGUUGCGAAUAUCCACUCCGGACUGGGUUGGCUAUACAGCCUUAUACAAUAUUUAUGACUUUACCCCUGGGGCUCCUUCAGCAGAUAAAUUUUCUAUUGCUUCUUGCUAUGCAGAAACGUCCAAGACAGCAUUUAGGAUAGCAUUCCCAGGUAACUGGGACAUCAGCUUGAUGCAGUAUCACAAUUUAUUAAUCUCAAAGAUCACAGACGAAAUUGUGAAGGUUGGUCACGUGUCUCCAAUACGUGUCCAGGAUAGACAGCUCGUCAUUGAUUCCGACGUGUUUUAUUUCAUCGCUACUUUAUUGGACAUGCCACCUCCAUUAGGUACAACGCAGUCACAAGUUUUGAACAUGUCUUCGCCUGACGUCAUGAGAGCUCUUAAAAAUAUUGUCAUAACUGGAAAUUUCCGGCUGAAUGUCAACGUUAGUGGACAGGUGACAACAGUCACAGCAGACUCGAUAGACGACAACAUAAUUAGAAAUCCUCAACGCAAAUUAUCAACAAAGGCUUUGAUGGACAGGUUUUCGGUGCAAACAAACAAAUACAUACCAGGAUACAGUGAUAUGAUUUUAACCGGGUUGUCAAUUGACGACUGUGCUUCAACGUGUCUAAAUAGGAUGAGUUUUGUUUGUAAUUCUUUCUGGUAUGAUUUUACCACUGGCUAUUGCGUGCUCUCCCGACUCCAUCCAGAUGAAAGACCGAAUUUAGUUGUAAACAACGCAUUUACAGACAUGUAUAGCAAAAAAUACACGGUUGAUUACGAGAUGGUGCCAGGAACCACUGUUUUGUCAAGCUCAGAUGUCUUCUAUCAAAAUGUAUACUCCGCCGACAUGUGUGCAAAGCUUUGUUCAGCCUAUGAUGAGUUCAGUUGCAAAUCGUUUGACUAUUGUGACGAGAUUUCAACAUGUUACUUAGGUCGAACCCAUUUCUAUGAUGUGCCAAAAGCCGAUAAAGUUCACUCACCGAUUUGCAGCCAUUUUUCAAGGCAGUAUCUAUCAGACUUCAGAAUUACCACGCGCCAGCAUCUUACUAACGCAGACGAUCGUAUUAUAAGUGGUGUAAGCAUUGGUCAGUGCGCGAAAUUAUGUGUGGAGGAAGAGAGGAAUGACUGUGCCAGCUUUGGUUACUGUGCUAACAAAACGGAAUGCAGACUAAGCACGGCGUCUAUGCGAAAUAUAGGGCAGGUCAGCUCAGAACCAAGUUUUUGGUGCGAUGUGUACAAUAGACAAAUAUUUCCAGAUGGAACGCCGUAUACGCCGAAAUCCUCCAAGUGCGUUAGUCCUCCACCAUCAACUGCCAGUGUAACAUCAGCACAUUCCACGCCUAACGCAGAGCCUAGUACCAGCAAAUCUAUGCCAUCUUCAAGUUCCAGCAAAUCUAUGCCAGCUUCAAGUUCCAGUAAAUCUAUGGCAGCGUCAAGUUCCAGCAAAACCAUGACAUCUUCAAGUUCCAGCAAGUCUAUGACUGCUUCAAGUUCCAGUAAAUCUAUGGCUCAGUCCAGUUUCUCAUCUUCCACUAUGGAAGGUACAACAAAUGGACAAAUUAUUUCCAGUCAAAGUCCUUAUACAAAGAAGCCCUUGAAGAAUGCCAAUUCACCACCAUCAAGUAAAAAAGGCUUAUCAGCAGGUGGAGUUGUGGGCGUGGCCAUUGGUAUGUUGGUGGUCGGAAUCGUAAUUACAGCACUUGCAUACAUUGGAAUAAAGAAAUUCAAAAGAAGGUUACCAGGAGAGAUGAGAGUUGCAUAUGCCAAACGUGAAGUGGACAUAAACUGAAUUAACACCGACAUAUCUAAACGCAUUUACCUCAAACCAUGUAAGAUUAGUGUUUGUGGCACCGCCAUCUGUUAUUUCGAUGCAAGCUGUAUGCGUGUACAUCGCACAUAUUUAGUUAACUUUUGUUGUAACUGUAACAGCGAUGGACGACACUUGCAGACUCACUGUAAUUUAAUAAUGCAGGUUGUGCAAAUCAAGUAACAAAAGUUAUUCUAACACUCUAUUCUUAGUAAUCUGGUAAUCUUAGUAAAAACGGAAAAAGUUCAUGUGAUACUAAUGAAAUACAUCUGUAUUUUUACCGAUUGUUUUUUAAAGCAAGCGGUCAUUUAACUCUUUUAUAAGAAUUUUGUACAUCGUGUUAUAAGAUGUGUUUGAUUGCUAUAUUGAUAUCUGUUUUAUACAUUUGUCAGUGAUUUACAGUUAUACCGGUAUUUAUUUGUUCAUGACAUCGUGAAAUAAAAACAAAGUAUUUGAAGUGAUAUUUUUUGCAGUAGGGAUUAUGUAUAUAUGUUUUCGACAUUACCUGCAUUUGUUGUAUUGAUGUACACAAAAUUUCCAUGUAGCAUCUUUGUAUUGACCUCUUUCAAUAUUUUAUAGUUCAUUUGAAAUUACUGAACUCCGUCCAUCUGUUGUUAUUAGUCAAUUGUUUAUAUUAUUUCAAAACUUUCCACGAUUUACUAAAUGUCGUUCCCUCGACAUUAGCAUGCACUACUCAUUUUAUUGUACUAUUCAUUUUUAUAACACUACUGUUUUUAUUGCGCUACUCUAAGUGCCAGAAUGUCACAAUACACGCCCGUCACAGCAAAUUUC